AAGCGCUUCUAGAGCGUCAUCACAAAAUCACAGUUCUUUUUAAAUAUGACCACUAGUACAACACCAUGGCACAAGACACAUCGUUAUAUAGUUAUUUCAGUUAUUCUUGAACGGUAGGUAGGUACCAUAUUUGAAAGGAAGGGCAAGAAGUACUGAAACUAUCAAGUCGCAUAAGAACUCGAAAUCAAGUCACGCAAUACAACAUAGAACACGCCACCUGAAGCAGAAUAAGAACAAAUGAAAAUGCAGGCCGCCACUCAAAAAGCUUUACCUUUGGCAAUUCGUCACGUGAAUGCAACGGAUACAAACACACCGCAAAAGUCAAACUACUAUCCAUCCCCCGCAAAAACCACCACGAUACACAACAUGACAACAGCUGACACUUCUCCCGUGGAGUCUUCGUCGCAGACUUGCCCCCGGCAAGUGCUGCUCCACGAAAACGCUCAGCAGCUCAACAACCACGCCGCUAACUUUAUGGAAGUGGGCAAGCUCGACGAGGCCAUCGAUGCGCUUGCUUUGCUUCUGGAGUCGCUGCGGGAUUUCGAAGCCGAGCCCGCUGGCGAUGAAACAUCUCGUGUCUACUGUCUCGACGAGUGCAUCAAACAACCACUGGAAACGGGACACACAACUCCAAUUGCGUCAAUCCUUCGCCUAAAUCGCCACCGCAAUGACCCCCCGGAUCGAAAGCGGCCCAGAGGGUUCAAUUUCAUUGAUCGCGCUCUCCCUUGCAUCGACAUCCACUAUCGGCCCAUCCGCGUCAUAACGGGGGGACAGUCCAUGGGGGGCAACUUCCACGCGAUUGUCACCUAUAACACCGCCCUCGCGUUUCACCUAAGGGCGAGUUUUAUGACCACCACCAUUGCGAAGUACGAGGUGUCCACCCAGAGGCAGCUACAGCGACUGCAACAACUCGAGCUGAGGCGGGCCCUAGCGCUCUACGAACUGGCAUACGAAAUCCAACGCGACCAGAACACACGGGGGCCUGCUUCCAUGGUACAGACCAACGCAGACGAAAGCAAAGGCAGUGUUUAUUUCCAAUCGAUCCUCCUCAACAAUGUCGGCCACAUACAUCUUUUGAUGAACAAUCCCGUGAACUACAAGCGGUGUGUCGAGAAAUCGAUAUCGAUCGAGGCGACGAAGCUGGUCCGGGCAGAGACAGAAAACGAUUACGGGGAMMAAAAAAAAAACAAUGAUUCCUUUCUCCGCAAGAGAUCAAGCCCGGCCACUGUGUCCUUCGAUGAAGAAAGAAACAGCAGCACAAUAGCGAUGUAACCAACAGAAGAAUCAAACAAAACAUAACUCAGUAUCAAUCAUAAAACACAUCCACUACAACAGGUGCAGUAACCUACCGUACGGUACGGUACUGGAAGCAUUCAUUAAAAAGAAGAACGCAGAAGAGGACAUUUCAGAUGAGGAUGAUUCACACUCGAAACCCGAGAAAAAGGAAAAUUGAUGUAACAAAUUUCGUAAGUACGUACGAGUACUACUAGUACCGUACUUGUAUCCUUCUUUUUCGCUCUUUCUUCUCUACCAUCUACCUUUUGUCAACGUUUGGUUGCCUUUGGCUGUGACACGAGAGCACGCUCGGUCAUUUACGGUAUCGAUAAGUACUCAUAGGCUUACUGAAGCUGUAGUGAUGCAGUUCUUGCUUUCUUUACGAGACCUACGGUACGGUAGCUAAGCCCUCAGACAGUACGAUUACUACAGUACACAAAAUGGGACAAUAGUAGGGGCGAUUACACGACGUACUGUUCGGUGUAAAAGUAGACUAUGGUACAACAAGUACAGUACAAACAGGUAGGCGAAAAAUUUAAUUAGGUCAUUUUAUCACCCUC
Messenger RNA from Pseudo-nitzschia multistriata, 1835 nucleotides. The record is from the annotation of a GenBank genome assembly. Lineage: Eukaryota; Bacillariophyta; Bacillariophyceae; Bacillariales; Bacillariaceae.